Klebsormidium nitens is the source of this 1656-nucleotide messenger RNA. The record is from the annotation of a GenBank genome assembly. Lineage: Eukaryota; Viridiplantae; Streptophyta; Klebsormidiophyceae; Klebsormidiales; Klebsormidiaceae.
AUGGGGCACGUGAGCGCCCUUCCCUCCGAGGUGCUGAGCAUCAUUCUCAACAAGGUGGCGACGGACGAGGACAGCCAGGUGCAGGAUCUGUGCAGGUCCGAAGCCGUGUGCAAGGAGUGGAAGGAGGUUGCUCGGGAUUCCUGCUGGCAUGCGCUACUCAAGAAGUUGCUGGGUCUUUCCGACCCUUGCCGCUGGGACGAGGCUGCUUGGUUGAUCAGCCGCUUCCACAGGGUCAAAGGUGGAAGAUUUGCUGCUUCAGCUGCAAAGCAGCUCUUCAAGCUUCACGAGUCUGAUCUCCAGCUACUGCAGCCUGCCAAGCAACGGGUGCGGCAGCACGACACUCAAGUGUUCCUCAUCAGGCACUAUGAUUUUGCCGACCUGCUCAGAGCCGCCCUAGCAAAGUAUGGCAGCGUGGAGCUCUACAGGGAGCACGUCUGGAGGUGCAGCGAGAGGGCAAGCAAGAGGGCCAGCACCGCCUUCCAGAAGGGGGUCGCGCGUCGUGAGCAGGUUGGCGAAGCACUCAAGUCAUUUGACGAGGGGGUGCGUGGCCUGGUUGCCGACGCCGUAGAGAACUACGUGGUCAGGAACCGAGGGACACUGGAGGGCGUGUUCAGGAGGGCAACAAACAUCAGGGAGCGCAGAGAAGACAUAUCCUCCUUGCUGUCAGAGGGGGGGCUCAAGCUGGAGGACGUGCCUCUGUGCGUGAUGUCCUUCCAGUUGUUUGAAAAGGGCCUUAUGGACAGAGGGCGCAUCGUGGACGAGUUGGCAAGGCACGUGGCCCUGAGUGAGGGGCUGAAGGCAAGGGGGGUCGUCUUCAACACCUAUUCCACGAGUCUCUGUGCCUGUCGACGCUACGUGCGCUUCUCCGGACAGCUCGCCCCCCUUCUGGAUGCUGUCGAGAUCCGCGAGUUCUACAGGUCACGCAUGGGCUGCCUCGAUGGGGAGAACCAGGCCCGCGCGCUGGCCAGGUGGAUGCAAGGGAGGACCGAGCUCGAGAUCCUGCAAGAUGCGCCCGAAGCAGUCUGUCAGACAGAAGAGUUUCAGCAGUGCCUGCUCAGGAGAUUUGACUGCUCGAGGUUGGCCACCAAGGCCGACCUGGACCCUUUGUUCUGCAUAGAAAACCGCAACAUACUGUCUGCCAAGAGGGGAGGCGGCCUGUGGCUGUACAAGCCUUAUGUGAUCCUGAAGACUCUCCUCUCAAUGCAAGAAGGAGACGUGCUGUGCUACUGCGAUUCUCUGUACCUGUUUCGGCGCAACUUCCGCCCAUACAUUGAUGAAUGGCUGAAGGACAGCAGCAUUGGGCUGGCUCGCAACAAGCCCAACGAGGGAUCCUUUUCCGAGCUGGAGUGGACAAAGAUGGAUUCAUAUCACAUCAUGGGCGUGAACUUUGAGCAUGCAUCCAAGACGCCGCAGGUGUGGGGCGGCUUCUUAGUGCUUCGCAAGAGCCUGUUCACGAUCCGCUUUGUCUCUGCGUGGCUGACAUACUGCACGGACUAUCGCCUGAUCAGUGACUGUCCGAGCUCGUUGCCGGACUGUUCGGGCUUCAAAGAGCACCGCCAUGACCAGUCCGUUCUAUCCCUCCUCGCCAAACGGUGGGGAAUCCGCUUCACCGAGUUCCCCCCCGGCCUUCUGCUCAACCUGCGAAAACCGCAGUAA